Molecule: messenger RNA, 387 nt
Organism: Colletotrichum phormii
Lineage: Eukaryota; Fungi; Ascomycota; Sordariomycetes; Glomerellales; Glomerellaceae
Exons: 2
Coding region: 1-387 (128 amino acids)
Source: RefSeq, a predicted model, not a curated record
AUGCAUUUCAAGUUCUUCAUCGUCUCCCUCCUGGCCGCUUUGGCGUCUGCCAAAGUCACUUGUUCAAAUGACAACGCACCGUCGGAGACAAUGGCCAAGUUAUCCCUCCUCGCCUUCAUCACCCCAGUGAUGGCCGUCAACUGGGUCACCCUCUCGGCCAAGGGAGACGGGGCCUUUGACCAGUUCAACGCCUGGGCCAAGCGGACGUUCCAAAACGACCAAAAGGGUCAGGUGUACAGCUCCUCUGACAUUUACGGCGACCUGUCUCUCAACUGCUACAACGUACCGCAGAGCUGGUGCGACUCUUACAAUGGGGGGAAGAACUACCACCCUAGUGGAGUAUCGUUCACCAGCUCGAAGGCUGGAAAGUGCUACCAGCAGUCAUAG